Molecule: messenger RNA, 3257 nt
Organism: Podospora pseudocomata
Lineage: Eukaryota; Fungi; Ascomycota; Sordariomycetes; Sordariales; Podosporaceae
Gene: OPI1
Product: transcriptional regulator opi1
Exons: 2
Coding region: 648-2507 (619 amino acids)
Biological process (GO): phospholipid biosynthetic process; regulation of transcription by RNA polymerase II; endoplasmic reticulum unfolded protein response
Cellular component (GO): endoplasmic reticulum; nucleus
Molecular function (GO): transcription corepressor activity
Source: RefSeq, a predicted model, not a curated record
CUCGCCUCAACCCUUUUCCAAGAAGCAAAGAAGCCCCUCCCCCAAUCCGUCCCCUUCCAUCCAUCCAAUCAAUCACUCACUAUUUCACUAAACCACCUAGUGUUACCUACUGCCCUUUUGCGGCUUCUCUUCCUAGCGGACACCUACCAGUCGCCUGACGCCAAUUGCCAAGUGUCUAACCCGAACCCCGGUCAGCUAAUGCCGGUCUUCUUUGCCCGUGCUUGAAUUGCUUGAUUAUUCAUUCAUUCAUUCAUAUUAUCGGCCCCCCUCCCCCAACCCUCCCAGUCGCUUGACCAUUAUUGCUUCGUUCUUCAAUCUGUUACUCUUCCUCCCCUCCCCUCCUGCUCCCACAUCACGUCCGCACGUCCGCUCCCCAACCAGCACCAGCUCUCCAGCUAUUACUACCCUGCGCUUGUAGCAUCUGACACCGACGAUCCAAGCUCCAUCUCCAGCGAACAGGUCCCGAGCAGGCGGAGCGCUGAUUCGCGGUCUGGUCUCUCUGAACCAUCCAGCAAAACCUCAGCCCUGCGACUCCUCCAAAUGACGACGGUCUCUUAGCAGCGGAUCCGCUGAAUUAUAGCCUCUGCAGUAGGAGCCCCCGGUUGUGCACCCAGGCCCGCGUUGCUGGGAAGGGUACCUCCGGCAACAUGGAUCACAUGCUGGUGCUGCCUCCCCCGUCGCAGUCCCCGACACCCUCGCAGCUAAAAUCACAAGACGCAAGUGCCGCUGCCUCCUAUCCGGACUACGAGCGCCGCUCAACGCCAGCGGCGCUCCACGAACCAACUUUGACGAUGCACUCGUCCCACCUAAACAGCCUGCCGCUACCGCCCAUCUCCCAUCCAGGCGACCCAACCUCGCGAUCCUUCCCCCACCACACUGCCGAGCUGGCCCCGAUCCAGCCGCCGCACGAGAAGCCUGCCAUUGGGGCCGCGCAAACUCUGCCGUCACUCUCCUCCGUCACUGGCGCGCAGACUCCUCGCCUGCCCUCGCUGUCUGCCGCCUCAGAGUCUUCGUAUUCUCCCCUGUCUACGGCGAGCACAUCGACAGCAAUCCCCGCGACCACAAACAAGACGGUCGCUUCUCCCAGUCUCCCCAUCAAUCAUUGGCCGAGCCUGAAUCCCUUCACCACAUACUACACACCGAGCCACGUGCAGGGUUCCGAAUCGUUCAUGAACGCGGACGUGGCCAGCGACAAACCAAGUCACCACAGGGCUACCAGCGUCAGCCUCGAUGACCCGGGGGUGCGUGCCGCCGCCGAGGCUCUGGGGCGCCUGCGAACAGUGGACACCAUGCCCCACGACAGCGACGGCCGGCGCAACCGGACUCCCGAGGCGUACCAAGUGGGCACGCCCACCUCCCAGGAGAGCUCCAGCGAGAGACAGCAGGAGCCCCUGCUGUCAUUGAUCACUACAUCUUACCCCAGCAUCGCCCCUGUUGCGUCAUAUCUAGAAAGUGCCACGUCGGUCUGCAAUACGGCCUAUACAAACUCCAAAAACUAUUCGCCCGUCCUCAGAAGGAAUGCCGAGUACAUAGAGGACCGAGUCGUGAAGCCGGUCGCCAAGACUGUAGGGAGAUAUGGCGGCCACGGGCUCAGGUGGUGGCUGCAGAAGCCGGGCAGGAAGCAGCGCUCACCGUCCGACCUGGAAGAUGGGCGACAGGGAGUGAAGCGACGGAAGGGGGACACGGACAGAGAAUCAGCCAUCGCGGCCCGCGUCAUGGCCGAUUUUGACAUAGGUUCCAAGGAUCGACGCACCUCGGUCAGCACGGUCGACACGUUGCCUGCCUAUGACGACCAGAGGUCGCCGGCCUACACCGAGAGGGCUGACGAGCAGAGGGGGCCGACCUCUCAGGAUGAAGAGUCUGGGAGCUAUAAGCUGUGGGUUACGACGUCCAGUCUCCGCGUUGCCAUGCAGGAUGAGAGCAAGAAGCGUCUCCGGGUUCUCAUCGGGGUGCUGAGCAACACCAACGGGCGGAUCACUGACUUCUUCGAGAGCCUGACCAAGGCGGUGGAGGAGUAUGAUCGCUCCAUCGCGGCAAAUCGCGAAGAUGUUGCCAUGGAUGGCCAAGACGAACACAGUCACAAUGAGCUCUCGACACGCAUCAUGACCCUCGUUGACGGCAUAACCAAGACGAGCGCAGCGACGGUCGACAUGGUCAACAAAUGCGCUGCGAGUGCCCUGCCAGAUAACGUCAAGGCCUUUGUGGCUCGUCGACUGAUAAGCUUGCCCGCGCAGUGGAAGCUCAUGGCGUCGCAAGAAGGGCCUGACGCGCCCAGGGAAGGUGGCGACGAAGCAGCAGCAAUCCGUCACAGAGCACACUCGGCUUUGGCGCUGGCCAAGGUGUCUCUCCAGAUUAUGACGCAAAUCACCGAAGUCCUCAACAUGACGCUGAACGCUGUUGAGGAAUGGUGCGAGAACCAAAACAAAAACGAGAGCUCCCAGCCAUCUUCCCCAAUGGGUGUUCAGGGGCCGGUGGGCGUAGAUGGCGACGUCAAGAUGUCAGAUUGAAGAGCACCGAGGGGCGGGGAGCAGGCUUGCUACCCUAUCUGUACCCACAACAAACUAAAAAGAAUAUGGAUCGAGCAAAGGCCAGGCCUCCAAAAGCAUUUAUCCUCAUCAACCACACGUCUCCUACGUACACAAUCAACUUUUUUCUCUAUGUAUCAUUCAGCCAACCCCCCACGCCACAGACUAUUCAUUCCUUUACCUUAGUCAUAUUUAUUGUAUUUAUUAAGUCGUCUUCCGAGGUUUUGACCGGUUGUUCUCUCCGUACAGUACAAUCGCUUCUUCCCUUCUUGCCUCUUUUCCUUGUCGCAGACUUCUUUUGCCGAUUGGUUUUCAUAUUUCAGGUUUCAAUAGACCGACCGAAUUUCUAUCAAGGAAGGCUCUCUUUGAUGGCGAGAGACGCUCGGUAUGGCUGGAAAACAACUUGAGGUUGACAGUUGAUAAAGCACACACACGAGGAUGGAGAAUAAAUCAGAGACCCUGUGAUAGCCUAUAUCCAAAAUUCUUCUAGGAUUGACCGCUCCGUGCCACCUUGGUGCAAAGAUGCACUUUGAGAAGGGCACAUUUUCGCCUUUUUGCCUGCACAGAACGUUGGCUUGAGUUAAUAACCCACGCACAUACAUAACACACGAAGGCGCAUAAAGUGUAUAUCUUGCGUAUCGCGUAUCAAGGAGUAUAUUUCAAAAUCAGAGAGCACCUCCUAGUCUGCAACUAUCCUAAACAGAAAAUAAACGUCAAAAUGAAACAUUGAAA